Messenger RNA from Drosophila virilis, 2553 nucleotides. Its product is annotated as serine-rich adhesin for platelets. Lineage: Eukaryota; Metazoa; Arthropoda; Insecta; Diptera; Drosophilidae. The record is from RefSeq and is a predicted model, not a curated record.
CCGAGGAUGCACUGGAAGUUCAGCUAACGAGAUGCAGUCGAUGAAGGGAACUCUGCUACUGCUUACGCUGUGCUUAGGCGCUGGGGGCAUCUGGGCCAAGCCCAGCUCCGCGAUCUUUGAGGAUGUGUGGGGCGAUCUAAAGGAUGGAGGCAACAGCAUUAUCGAAGGACUUAGGGAGGCCACCAAUGAUGGUGCUGCCAUUGGCAAGAAUCUUCUGGACAACCUGAAGAGUACCAACGACAAGUUUUUGGACGAUGUCGGCCAGUUGGGAGAGGAUCUGUCGAACGCAAUCUCUGAGGCGUUGUCGACAGGCCUGAAGGACCUAUCGCAAGACUUAGUUGGCAAUAUAACUGCCUUCAAAGGCGAGAUCGAUGCAGAAAAGAACCUCAUAAAGAGGGGUGCUCUGAAAAAUGGAAUAGCCGCACUGGAAGAACUCAGUUCAGUGGUUGAUGAGCUCAAGUCCGGAGUGUUUAAUAUAAGCCAGAAGCUCGGUGAAAAAGUGCACAUCCAGUUAAACGAAACAUAUAACGAUUUGCUGAGCUGGGGAGAUGAGCAACUGGAUCGCGUGGACAAAGGCACCGACGGAGUCGGUGUGCCACAAGCAAGUCAACUGAUUACUCAGCUCGUUGAUCGCCACGUCCAGAAUCUGAUCAGCAUUGUGGAGGAGCUCGAGGUUAAAAAGAGCCUGUUGGAGCAGAAGUUGAACGACAAAAUCAGCGAAUAUGCCGGCUACGCUAAGGAUUUAAUUGAUGCGAUGAACAGUUGCAGAGGUUUAAGCAUUAUUCGUUGCAGGUCUCGCAUUGAGGAGGCGAUCGAGAAUCUCAGUGAUGCGCGUAAUGAGCUCAAGAUCCUGUUGAAGAAGGGAAACACAUUGCUCGAGGCAGGUGUGUUCGCCAGCGAUUCCAUAGUCGCCCUUAUAAACCAGCUAGCCAAGGAUAAGCGUAAGCUUGAAAAAGACCUGGAUGGUAUCAUCAAAGACAAUCCCACGAGCACGACAACGAGCACAAGUCCAACGGCAUCCGAUGACGCAUCCUCAACGGAAUCAGACGACGCGUCAGACGCGUCCUCCUUUUUCGGCGAUAUACUGUCCAAGCUUGGUGAUGGAAGUAGGAGUCUCUUCGAGAGCAUUUUUAAUGCAACGAAAAACGGCGCAGCACUAGGCAAAGAUAUACUAGACGGACUCGACAAUAAGAAAGCCGCGUUCUUAGCUGAUAUCACUCAAUUGGGAAAGGAUUUGUCGAGUGCAAUCUCCAACUCAUUGAUUACUGGCCUAGCUGACCUAACGACAAACCUGCAGGGCAAUAUUACGGAUCUGGAAGGCAAGAUCAAGGAUGAAAAGAAUCUCAUCAAGAAAAAGGCACUAAACAACGGUCUCGCAGCGCUAAAGCAACUCAAUUCGACGGCUUUCCAGCUACAAUCUGCACUUUCCAACCUAAACAGUAAGCUGGCCGAGGAACUCAACGACCAAGUCCAGGAGGCCAUUGACGACUUAUUGGAAUGGAAAAAACAGCAGCUGGAACGUGUUAACAAUGCAACCGAUGGAGCUGGCCUGCCGCUGGCGACCGGUCUCAUCAAGCUGCUAAUCCAACGCCACACCCAGAAUCUGUUCAGCACCCUGCGUAAUUUCGAGCUCCUGAAAAGUCAGUUUGAGAAACAGGUCAAUGAUAGAAUUAAUGAGUACACCCGAUAUGCCAGGGAACUCAUUGCCAAAAUGAACCAGUGUCUUAUAGGACCCAUCAGUGCACUGCGCUGCCAAGCCAACACAGCGGGGUUGGCCGCGAAGCUGAACAAUGCAAAGAAUGAGCUGCAGAAACUAAUAAGGCAGAGCCAAAAGCUGAUCAAGGCCGGAGUGUACGCCAGUAAAAAUAUUGCCUCCUUGUUGAAGCAGUUGGCCAAGGAUAAGCUGAAAUGCGAAAAGGAUCUGGAUGGAAUCAUUGAGGACAACCCUAGCGAAAACGCAACCGAAGCAUCAACAACGCCUGACGCUGACGACACAACGAUUCCUGCCGAAGACACAACGGAUUCCACGGCCAGCUCAACGCAGUCUGGUGAAGAUAACACGGAUGCUGCUGAGGACACAGCACAACCAACUGCUGACACAACAGAUCCUGCUGCUGACCCAUCGCAGUCCGCUGACGACACAACCGAUGCAGCUGAUAGCUCAACCGAUGCAGCUGAUAGCUCAACUGAUGCAGCUGAUAGCUCAACCGAUGCCGCUGAUAGCUCAACCGAUGCAGCUGAUAGCUCAACUGAUGCAGCUGAUGACACAACCCAGCCCGCUGAUGACUCUACAGAUCCUGCUGAUGACACAACAGAUCCUGCUCAGGACACAACCCAGCCCGCUGAUGACUCAACAGAUCCCUCUGAUGAAUCAACGGAUCCCACGGACUCCAGCACGUAGUCCAUGAAAUAACCAUGGACAGCAGCAAAAUGAAUAGCAAUCCGACGAACUUUAAGCACUGAUGCAAUUCCUUGAAUCAAAGCACUUUAGCGUAAUCCUGGUGGUGGGUCAUUAAAAUCAGCACAAUAAAAUGCCUUUUCUCAAUGCAAAAA